AUGGGCUAUCAGCGGGAGAAUUAUAUCUUCAAUGCGUCCCAGCUGGGGUACAUUGAGGGUUUGACCAUACUUUCGAACGACAACCCUGUCCUUCGCUAUUUUGGUGGCAUACCUUACGCCUUGCCUCCCAUCGGUCCCUAUCGGUUUCGGGCUCCUCGAAAGCUCCCACCUCUCUACAGAUACGGCACUAAGGCAAACCCUGGACGCUUCACAGGUAGUGCAGCGACAUGUCCGCAGCCCCCAAGCCGGGUACCGCCUGACCCAGCCCUCUUUGAUGAGGAUUGCCUGCAGCUUAAUAUUUGGCUGCCUGCUAACGGACCGCAAGAAGGGCUGUGGCCGGUACUGUUCUACCUCCAUGGCGGCUUCUUGCAGUGGGGAAGUCCCAACUGGGGGCCCGAGGCCCUAGUGCGACUGAUCAGCGAGUCUGCUUUCCGUGGCAUUGUUGUUAUGCCGGCAUAUAGACUUAAUGCGCUCGGCUUUCUGACGGGGAAAGAGCUUGCUGACGAGAGCCAGGGUGGCAUUCAUGGCCCAUUAGGGAACAUGGGCUUUUGGGAUCAACGGACAGCUUUAGAAUGGGUCUCCCAGAACAUUCACGCCUUUGGCGGAGAUUCGAACAACAUCACCGUUGGUGGGUACUCAGCUGGUGGACUUUCAGCCUUUCAGCAGCUGGCGUACGAACUUUACCAGAAGCCAGAUAUCGAAGCAAUAAUCAGAAGGGUCUUUAUGCUAUCGAAUAGCCCUGGUGUUGAACCCAAGCCUCUGUCAGAUCACCAAAAGCAAUUCGACGAGUAUAUCUCACGACUUGGUAUUCCGCUCAACUUGGACCCUGCUCGCAAACUAGAAAGACUGCGAGCGCUUCCUUACCAGAGGUUGGUAGAUGUCCAGAGUGAAAUGACGACAUCUGAGUUUCGAGCACUGGCUGAUGGCCAUUUCUAUCCGCGAGACCUUCGCGGCAAUAUUAACAACGGUGACUUCGCAAAGCGGAUGAAGAAUCGCAAUGUUAAUUUGCUGCUUGGCGAAUGCAAAGAAGAGCACGCUUCGUAUCGAGGCUGGCGUACGCCGGAAAAUACUUACGCAGGCCUAUACAAUCGCCUUAGUGGAGAAUAUUCCGAGGGAGUGGCUCAAAAGCUCAUGGAACAUUACUGCAAACCCAUGCAGUCCCUCCCAUCUUCUUACAAAGAUUGGCAAGACCUCUUUGGUUACAUCUAUGCGGACAUCCAAGUCUAUCAUCUCCAGAGAGGAUUCUUAAACACACUCUUCAAAGGCGGUCUAGAACCAGGCAAAGAUGUACUCCGAUAUCGUUUUGAUCGACGGCUGGGCUGCGUUGAUGAGAUAAUGCCUAUUGAGUGGGGAGUCACACACGCAACCGACGUGCCUCUAUGGUUUUGGGGAAUGAACUUAUCGAACGGUCUGACAGAACAGGAAAAGUCCUGGUUGGAUGCUUGGAACAAAGAUUUCGCUGCCUUCGUGGAUGGGAAGCCAGUAAGAUGGGGGCCAAGGAAGCCGAAGGAAAUGAGAAGAUGGAGGAGCGAUGGUGGAACGGAUAUUUGGGAAGAUGACAGGUGGGAAAAGGGUCUGGAAGUCUGGGAGCUAUUGAACGGCGGACAUUGA
Exophiala spinifera is the source of this 1611-nucleotide messenger RNA. RefSeq lists its product as uncharacterized. The transcript has a single exon. NCBI's taxonomy places the organism in Eukaryota, Fungi, Ascomycota, Eurotiomycetes, Chaetothyriales, Herpotrichiellaceae. Bases 1 to 1611 code for a protein of 536 amino acids. The record is from RefSeq and is a predicted model, not a curated record.